Gregarina niphandrodes is the source of this 456-nucleotide messenger RNA. RefSeq lists its product as hypothetical. The transcript has 2 exons. Lineage: Eukaryota; Apicomplexa; Conoidasida; Eugregarinorida; Gregarinidae. The record is from RefSeq and is a predicted model, not a curated record. The coding region runs from base 1 to 456 and encodes 151 amino acids.
AUGUACUGGUCGCCAUGCUUGUUGGUCGCUGGACCUGUUGCAUCUUUAGACGGCCCAAUGGGCACCGGCAGGGUGCUCUCAUCAAAAGCAACGCGACGGCUUUCUUUAUCCAUUGAGGUGCGGGGUGGGGCGAGUGUUGCCUCUUCCAGUAUUGCCCGUCACCAUCUUCCUUCAAGACUCCUCAUUCUUCCGACGUCUCGAGGCCAAGCAUCCCCGGUUCCCGCCAUCCUCGCGACUGAGCUUCGGGCAACGGGUAGACCACUUCCGCUACGCACCCGACCAGUGAACGAAUCACCAACUCUGAUGCUAGAGAAGAGGAACGGCGAACCCAAAUUGGUCAUAGAUUAUACCGAAUGGUCAACCUACAAAUGUUCAACUAACACCCACUUCCCCAACUCACCGGCAUCAUGCAAGAAAAGAGAACCCACAAUCAAGUCCGCCACGUUCCUGCACUAA